Messenger RNA from Phanerochaete carnosa HHB-10118-sp, 2097 nucleotides. RefSeq lists its product as uncharacterized. Lineage: Eukaryota; Fungi; Basidiomycota; Agaricomycetes; Polyporales; Phanerochaetaceae. The annotation marks the transcript as partial. The transcript has 2 exons. The record is from RefSeq and is a predicted model, not a curated record.
CUCAGGCCUCAGGCCUCGGCCGCAGACGCGGGAGCAGUGAAAACGUAGGCCCAUCUCGCGUCAGCUUCUUGCAGCCGUCGCAUUCCCCGCCGGGAAGGAAUGCAAGGGGGAGUCCUGUGGCUUCUACAAAGCGCAGCGGCCAGACCUGGCUGGCGAGUCUAGCGGAAACGUUCCGUAGAACUUGGACUGCUCAUGGUCAUACACCGGGUGCGCAUCGUAAACACGGACUCCGCUGAUCGCCGGGUUGUCGUCAACUCGCAAGUGCUGCGAUCCAGAUGCUGUCACUGCUGCAUAUAGCCCUCAAACGCCUCGUGCUUUACGAUGAGACCGUUCAGAAAGCCUCAGAGCCUCAACCGUUGUCCUGGCUCGUGAUCUCCACACGGCCAUGAACAGCCCGACGCACUGGAGGACCACUUCGAAAGGCGAUCCUCCGUAUUGCAUACGAGUGCCCUGAAACAUUCAUGGUGAUUCAGUAAGGCGCGCCACUGGCGGCUGGACAAUAGCGGCCUGUUCCCAUCGAGGAAUACAGCGGGGAAAUAUCACCUGUAUCAAUCGUCUUGCCCACAGGAAACUUAUUUUGUCCCGCCGCUACCUUUUUAUUUUGCGCCCAUCCAAACUGUCGCGGAUGCGUUGGACGGUGUCACCCUGGCUGCGCCAGACCCUGUACGCUACUCCACCUUGGCUCGUCGUGUACACAUGCCUGAGCCUCGUUGCGGCCAAGCUACCCCUCGUACGACAUAUACCGCCCAUCUCUCCCGCCAUUCUCAUUUAUGCGCCGCAAGACUCGGCCCUUCCCUUGCUCCUUUCGCCCUUUCUCAUUCCAUCGCGCAGAGCAUUAUUUUCACGACUCCUCUACGCCUCGUGGCUCUGUGUACACCUUUCCUCAGUGUCACCGGACGUUGAGAGCGCUGCUUUGAACUUCCACAAGCUCCUGAAGACGUAUGGCUCCCUGAUCAUUGUUCGCUCGCUUCUCGGUUACCUUCUCACACGAUCCGUUGGAUGGACAUACCCAGUUCUACUGGCGCCUUACACACUCUAUGAGCCUUUGUAUGGCAUAGGACCUCUCGUUGUCGGCGUCAUGCUCUUUGGACCUGGUACGGGUGCGUUUCCUGUUGCUUACAUUUACGGUAAGGGGGGCGCACGUAGUACGCUCGUCCGCCUAGCUUCACUGGCGAUGUUCGCUAUGGUAGACGGGAUGCCCUGGGGCUACGCCUGUGCCGCAGGCAUGGCAGGCAUUUGGAAAAUCAACUGCGCCUUAAGAUCGCAACUGCACUUGUUAGGCGCGGGCUCUGGGCGUGCACCUCUUGCUCGAGACGAUGAAGAUGACAUAGGAAUGCUGCUGCCAUUUCCCCGUCGACAGGAGGCGAUCGAUGCUAUAAAAUCUCGCGCUGUCCUUUCGAAGACUCAGAUAGUCUUCAUGACCCUCUCCGCAAUUGUCAUAUCCUGGGUCUUCGGAAGCAUCCCAUAUUACGCCAGACUCUCCGUCCUGAGAACGUGCUUCCGUCGAGGGGCAGCGGCGACGACGUCCGAAAACCUUCCCCUCACCCUAGACAUGCACAUCAUAAUGCUCACGUACCCGCGUGACAGGGACCUCUCAAGCGACUACAUGAUCGACAGCAUCCAAUCCUACUUCGACGGCUGGCGCGAUGCUAAUUUACCGUCUUCAUCGAACACGACACUGACUGUGUACGGCCACACCAGCCUCGACGGGCAUCACCGUGCGUGGGAUCGUGCAAAGACUUACUUCUCGGCGACUGGCUCGGGGAGUUUGUGGCGCUCAGCGGGCAUUGCGCUCGACUUCGUGAUGCAUCCACCCACGAACCGUCCGCCUUCUCACUACGCUCAUCUCUCAGACGCCUUGCAUCAUGCGUAUCACUUCAAGCACGAAUGGAUCAUGGUCGUCGAGGACGAUUUUGCCGUCUGUGGUGCGUGGGGCAUGGAAGGCAUCGUUCGCGUACUGCUCGAGCUAGGAUCGAGCCUCAUCGACAGCGCGGAUGCAGAUGUGCUGCACAGAUCAGGUAUCGUUGAUGACUCCUGGAAAGCUGGAGAGAAGAGACAUGCACAAUGGCGGGGUGCUUUCGUUGGUACCGGUGGAAG